Molecule: messenger RNA, 3264 nt
Organism: Fusarium sp. VM40
Lineage: Eukaryota; Fungi; Ascomycota; Sordariomycetes; Hypocreales; Nectriaceae
Source: the annotation of a GenBank genome assembly
AUGUAUUGGCCCAUUGGAACACCACACAUCCAUGCUACUAGCAGCAGUCGAGCUCCAGCUUUCAAGCUUGUCGUCUCUCAUGAUGGCCUCACAAGCCCCUCCGACUCUAGUCUAACACCAUCGCCUGGUCCUUCGAGUACUCAGCCCCGCGAUCACGCCCUCGAUGGCCUCGACUCUCCACCACUACCAACACCGAUAACGCCAGGAAUUCGACCUGUUGAGCAUGACGAUUAUGCGACAAUUCAACCUCCACGAGCUUCAGAGAGCACCGAAACGGGAGGCAUCCCUAUCAAAGACCCCAUAUUGGCCCUGCGAGUUUCGCGCUCCGGCAACUUGUUCGCUGUUAUCACAGCCACUUCCAUAACGAUCUGGCAGUCCAAACCUGCUGUCAUUCUCGCUGUGGUUGUCCGAUCAGAAUACUCGCUGGAAACUUAUGGCAGAAAUGUUGACCUUUUACUAAGGCCAGAUGCCGCCAUUCUUGUUAUACAUACCGAUCAAGGAUAUCUUAUCACUUACUCCUUGGCUACCGAUUCCGAUUCGCGCGUAUACAAACCGCAUUUUGCGAAUUACAGCAAUGUUCAACGGCGGAGACAGAGCCUAAUCGGAGGCCUCACUGGAUUACCCCCGGAUCAGAUCUUAUGGGGCGCUGGCGAAGGGCCAGGGGUUCGCGACCUGAGUGUACGGUUCAGAAUGGUUAUCAAGGUUGACGCCGGAAUCGAAAGCGCACUGGCACUCGACGACGAGCUUAUGGUUUCAACAACGAAACCUGCUGCCGUUCAAUGCAUACGAUGGACUCCGGAUAGCACCGGCUCACAAACAAGAACCGAGAUAAUCAGUCGCAUGGGAUGGGUUGAGAAGAAGGCGACCAUUGUUGAGAUGACGCAUGAUCGCCCCAUGAACCUAUUAACGUGGAUCACCAGUAGUGGGCGAGCAUAUGCGGUUCAGCGUUACAAUCAUCGAGCAGAGAACAGUCAGCCUGAUGAUGCGGAUGCUAAACGACUUUUCAAGGGCCACUGUUUCCAUACCCCACAAGGUGAAAAUGACCGUGCUGUUACGGCUGUCAUAAAUGCACGAUUCUCUCUAAUUGCCGUUGGUUGUUGCGAUGGCACUGUGCAGGUUUACUCCGUACGUGAUUACGCUGGCAACAUCCCUCAUUCACAUACACACCAGGUUCCUGUAUCGACGGCAUCCUCUGGAGCUUUUACAAGUUUGACUUACUCCCCCGAUGGGUACUGCCUUUUUGCCGGCUUUCAGAAAGGCUGGUCAACUUGGAGCAUGUUUGGCAAACUUGGAAGCCAUAGUUUUGGAUCUGAAGAGACGAUGUCGCGUGCGAAUGGGGAGGAAUGGCUAUCUGGGAUUGCUUGUGCUACGUGGGUAGGGGGUGGCUCCGAAAUCCUAAUGACAGGGCGCAAGCAUGAAGCGAUAUGGACUCUCGAGAUGGCAAAGAAUGCCGUUACCGGAUGCUACAACGAAGCAAAUGUUUUCCGGACAGUGCUACAGACCCCUUCGAGUGUGAUGGUCUAUAGAGGUUACGACGUUCCAGACCUCACCAGCAUUUCAGCAGAGCCUUUCCUAUGGCAUACAGCAAACGUUCCCCCGACAUAUCUCUUGAAUCAGUGGCCAAUACGGCAAACUGUCAUCUCCCCGGAUGGUCGUUAUGUUGCUGUGGCUGGCCGCCGCGGACUUGCUCAUUACAGUGUCAAUAGCGGCCGUUGGAAGACGUUCACUAAUGAAACUAUGGAGAACGAAUUCCAAGUCAGGGGCGGCAUGUGUUGGCACCAACACAUUCUUGUUGCUGCAGUAGAGGCCAACCGAAGAUUUGAGUUACGAUUGUUCUCACGCGAAACAGCCCUUGAUUCGACGCAGAUUCUUCACACCCAGUCGAUCCCAGCUCCUGUGGUACUUGUCACAACCUCUGGCGAGGACUCGCUUCUCGUUUAUACAUACGAAAACCUGCUAUAUCAUUUUAUAUUUACACCCCACGGUGGAUCGAUACGGCUUAUACAAGUGGGCCAGAUUGCGUUCCAUGGCAUUGUCAGAUCUCCGGCUCGAGUUCGAGGGUUGAGUUGGAUCUUGCCGGACACGCAGUUGACAGAUGGCGACCCUUCUCAAGAUGUAGCAGUUGCUUCGGUGAUCUUCCUUGUUGACGGAAAGCUGGUCUUACUACGACCGUCGCUGAAUGAAGAAGGGCAGCUGAAGUACGAUAUGCGUGUUAUUGCACAAAACGUGGAGUACCACGCCAGUGUCAGAGAUCAGCCAUUGCGAAAUGCAAGCCAGCAGUUGGAGGAUAGUCCUCUGCGAAACGGGCCACCAGCAUUGAAAGAUUCCCUCUGGGUAUUCGAUGGGAUGGAGCUCAAGGCUUGGCCAGACAUUAAUGAAGUACUUGAUGCAACUGGGGAGACCGGCAAAGAAGCACCGUCGCCGGUGUCAAUCCCUGUCGACUUUUACCCCCUUUCAAUUCUCUUGGAAAAAGGAAUUGUGUUGGGGGUCGAGUCAGACCUUGUCCAACGUCGUGAUGUGAACUUUUCUUACUUCCACUUCGCAAUUAGGACACAUCUUAUACUGCCAGAUUUACUUCGGUUCUACUUGAGGCACAGCCGAUCAGUUGAAGCCUCAAACUUGGCUCAUCAGUAUAAGGAACUUGAGUAUUUUGCACAUGGCCUUGAGAUAUUAUUACAUCGUGUAUUGGAUGAGGAGGUUGACACGUCCCCUGAACCUGUUGAUGCUGUACUACCUCGUGUGCUAUCCCUCUUGUCUUCAUUCAAGGAGUAUCUUGAUAUUGUGCUACAGUGCACGCGUAAGACUGAGGUUCGCCAAUGGAAGACGCUCUUUGCGUACCUCCCACAGUCACAAGAAUUAUUCGAAGAGUCCCUGCAGAGAGGGUCGCUGAAGACGGCAGGGGGUUACCUCAUUAUAUUGCACACGCUGGAUGAAUUAGGAUCUUCCACCGAACAGUCGGUGCGACUACUAUCCCGUGCCAUGCGAGAAGGUGAUUGGGAACUAUGCAAGGAGCUUGCACGUUUCUUGGCAGCCAUGGAUGAGACGGGUGAAACGUUACAGGAAGCCAUGAAGAUGGUGGAGGUGGCACUCAAGCAAGAUUCGAGGCAGGAUAGUAUAGGAGCUCGGCUUCAGAUUCCACCGUCGCGAGCAACAAACGGAGGAGGGAGUGGCUUGACAAGUGGUGAUGAGGAUGGAACCUCUGAGUCAGAUAGACGGUCUGGCAGCGAUGGAGGUAGUGUCGCUUCGACGAUCAGCGCCAAUUAA